Molecule: messenger RNA, 396 nt
Organism: Acanthaster planci (crown-of-thorns starfish)
Lineage: Eukaryota; Metazoa; Echinodermata; Asteroidea; Valvatida; Acanthasteridae
Product: NADPH oxidase 5-like
Biological process (GO): defense response; superoxide anion generation
Cellular component (GO): plasma membrane; NADPH oxidase complex
Molecular function (GO): superoxide-generating NAD(P)H oxidase activity; calcium ion binding
Source: RefSeq, a predicted model, not a curated record
AUGGGUUUCUGUAAAAUCAAAAUGAAACGUGUCAAUGUCAUGCUCAACAAAGCAAAUGUUUUGGACGCUGACGCAAAGUGGCUGGUGUGGGCAGAGUCACGCUUUGCGUCUAUCGCGGGCAAAGACACGGACAUCGACCGGGAGAGCUUCAAGAAUGCUUUGGGCAUACGAAAUGUGUUUUUCGCCGACCGGUUCUUUGAUAUGUUAGACAAUGAUCAAAGUGGGACGAUCUCCCAACAAGAAAUGAUGGACGGUCUCUUCCUUCUCACCAAGGGAACCAAAGAGGAAAAACUCCGGUUCUUUUUUGACGUCUACGACUUAGACGUUAAACCAGCAUUCCAAAUUGCUAGCUUUGCAAUAAAUCUGGUCAACAUGUUUGCCCCAUCUAAGAUCUGA